This is a messenger RNA of Rhodofomes roseus, 3873 nucleotides long. RefSeq names its product structural maintenance of chromosome protein 3. Gene Ontology annotation, cellular component: chromosome. NCBI's taxonomy places the organism in Eukaryota, Fungi, Basidiomycota, Agaricomycetes, Polyporales, Fomitopsidaceae. The transcript is spliced from 17 exons. The coding region runs from base 99 to 3713 and encodes 1204 amino acids. Gene Ontology annotation, biological process: mitotic sister chromatid cohesion. The record is from RefSeq and is a predicted model, not a curated record. Gene Ontology annotation, molecular function: protein binding; ATP binding; double-stranded DNA binding.
GGCAGAAGAGCACUGGGCGACCUCCAGCACGCACAACAUCGUCGCGGCCAUAACACAGCCGAUCGCAGACAGGUUGGCACCGGCCGACUGUUCAAGCCAUGUAUAUCAAGACACUAACAAUCCAAGGCUUCAAAUCAUACCGCGACCAGACCCAAAUCGAACCCUUUUCUCCUAGACACAAUGUAGUCGUAGGCAGGAAUGGGUCGGGAAAGAGUAACUUCUUCGCUGCCAUUCGGUUCGUAUUAUCAGACGCCUAUACCUCAAUGUCGCGGGAGGAACGGCAGUCCCUUCUGCAUGAAGGAGUAUCUGUGGCCACGACCUUGUCAGCAUAUGUCGAAAUCAUCUUCGAUAAUUCUGACAACCGCUUCCCUACUGGCCGAGAUGAAGUGAUUCUUCGACGAACAAUUGGGUUGAAGAAGGACGAGUAUAGUCUGGACAAGAAGAGUGCCAGUAAGGCCGACGUGAUGAACCUGCUCGAGAGUGCCGGUUUCAGCAAGAGUAAUCCGUACUACAUCGUGCCCCAAGGACGGAUCACCGCCCUCACAAAUGCAAAAGAUCACGAACGCUUAGCCCUCCUCAAAGAGGUCGCAGGUACGAAGGUAUACGAACAGCGACGAACAGAAUCGCUUCGAAUCAUGGCGGAGACCGACGCAAAGCGGACUAAGAUCAACGAGUUACUGGCAUACAUCGACUCGCGACUCGCUGAGUUAGACGAGGAGAAGGAAGAACUUAAAGAGUAUCAAGAGAAAGACAAGGAACGGCGCUGUCUCGAAUAUGCACUCUAUCAACGCGAACUGGAAGAGGUCACAGAGGCAUUAGAGGAAAUCGAGGAAGAACGUAAGGGCGAAGUGCACAGUGCCAACGUGCGAAGGGAGCAGUUCACCGAGCGCGAGAAAAGGGCACAGGGCUUGGAGCAGCGAAUCUCGCAGAUCAGGACCAGUAUCACGACACUAGGGCUGACCCGCACCGGCGCACAGUCCGAGCUUACUGACCUCGUGCGAGCACGUACGGAGCUGGAAUGCACCAUCGCUGACCUUCGCCUCGCGGCUGAGCGCGCCGGAGGCAAACGUGAAGAGCUCCAAGGAGAGCUCAACAACGUCAAAUCUGAGAUCAAGGAGCGGGAAGAUUCACUAGCUGCUCUCCUACCGGACUGGGAAAGGCAACGUACGCUCGAGACAGACGAGAAAAGGAGGCUGGACGAGGCGCGUGCGCGGCUCGACGCGCUCUUUGCCAAACGUGGGCGGUUGGACCGGUUCAGAACAAGGGCCGAGCGCGACCAGUUUUUGAAGGGCGAGAUCGCGUCUAUCGACGCGUAUCGCACCUCCCAGAGUGCAGCGCUGGAUGGCCUGCGGAGGGCCCUGCAGGAGACGCGGAACUCCCUGCAGGAGAUUGGGACGAGGAAUGAAGACGACGUGGACAGGAUCGAGUCGGAGAGGCAGAGGUCCAAGGACCUCGCGGAACAAGUAUUAGGUCUCAAGGAGCAGCACGCUGAACUGACCGAGCGACGGAAGAACCUCUGGAGAGAGGAGACGAAGCUGGAUAGCUUAGUAACGCAUGCUGCUGACGAACUGAGGACUGCUGAGAGGAACUUAGCGAGCAUGAUGGACAAGGACACCGGAAUUGGUCUGCGUUCCGUCGACAGGAUUAUCGAAAGGUACAACAUGGACGGUGUCUACGGUCCUCUUUACCGCCUCUUCGAUAUCCCAGACGAGAAGUACAACAUUGCUGUUGAGUUGACCGCUGGCAACAGCCUAUUCCAUGUCGUCACGGACACAGAUGAGACUGCCAAGAGAGUGCUCGACAUCAUGAACAGAGAGAAGACCGGAAGAUUGACGUUCAUGCCGCUGAGCCGUCUGAAGUCUAAUGUUCCCGCCUACCCCGACGCCCAAGACGCAAUACCCCUCAUAGAGAAGCUGCGCUUUAAUGACGCUUACCUCAAAGCCUUCCAGCAAGUCUUCGGCAAGACCUGCGUCUGCCGCGACCUCACCAUCGCUGCCGCAUACGUGAAGAGCCAUGGCAUCAACACCAUCACGCUCGACGGUGACAAGGUCGACCGCAAAGGUGCGCUCACCGGUGGGUACCACGACGUGCGUCGCUCGCGCAUUGAGGCCAUCAAGGCUGUGACCAGCUGGAAGACGAAGCAUUCCACGGACGACAAGCGGUUGCAGGAGGUCAAGCGCACGAUCGUCACGACCGAGCAGGAGAUCACGAGGAUUACGGGCAAGAUCCAGGUGCUCAGCAACCAGCAGAUGCAGGCGCGGCACACACGCGACACCGUGGUGGACGAGAUGACCGCGCUCAGCAGGGAGAAGGAGCGCCAGACGGAGCGCGUUGCCAAGCUGGAGGGUGAUAUUGUCGAUCUCGAGACGGAGAUUGGCAGUCUUGAUGCAAGAUUGCAGAGUCUCCGCGCUGAACUAGAGAGCCCGCUUGCCCGCGGCAUGACCGAUGAGGAAGAACAAUUGAUCGAGGACUUGGGCAAGGAGGUCGAGCAGCGCCAGAAGCAGCUUUUGGAGAUUGCAAAGAAGAAGAACGAGCUGGGCAGCCGCAAGAACGGCAUCGAGAUAGAGCUGAAUGAAAGCUUGCGUCGCCGGAGAGAUGGAUUGCAGCGUAAGAUUGACGCCUUGGGCGAGGUCGAGGCUGGCGAUGCUUCCUCUGAGGAAGCUUUGGAGGCUCGCACCCGAGAGCUGCGCGAACUUAAUCGUGACAUUGAGGACGCAACUAAGAGGUCCAAUGACGCGGAAAAGGAGAUCGAGAAGCUCACGACCGAACUACAGGAGAAGCGCUCUGCUCUGGAAGCCUUGCAAAACCAGCAGUCAGACGAUAAUCGGGGCAUCUCGAAGCAGCAAAAGAGCACUGAGCGGUACCUUGCGAAGAAGCAGAUGUUGCUGAACCGAAAGGACGAGUGCGGUCGCAACGUUCGAGAUCUCGGUGUCUUGCCCGAGGAAGCCUUUGUCAAGUACACGAGCGAGAAGCUCGAUCGACUCGUGAAAAAGCUGCACGCAGUGAACGAAGGCCUGAAGAAAUUCGCCCACGUCAACAAGAAAGCGUUCGAGCAGUACAACAAUUUCACGAAGCAACGUGACCAGCUGCUGAACCGACAUGAGGACCUAGUCAAGUCAGCCGGAUCGAUCGAGGGAUUGGUAGAGUCUCUCGACCAGCGCAAGGACGAGGCCAUCGAGCGUACGUUCAAGCAAGUGGCGAGCAACUUCGAAACGGUCUUCGAGAAGCUGGUACCCGCUGGCAAGGGGAGGCUCAUCAUUCAGCGUCGGAUAGACCAGGAUGAGGAAGACGUCGAGGAAGCUGACGAGACGCAGCAAAGCUCCAUCGACAACUACACGGGUGUCUCUAUUAGGGUCUCGUUCAAUUCAAAAGUGGAUGAGGGUCUGAGGAUCCAGCAGUUGUCUGGCGGACAGAAGUCAUUGGUGGCACUGGCAACUGUCUUCGCCAUCCAAAAAUGCGACCCUGCUCCGUUCUACCUAUUUGAUGAGAUCGACGCUAAUCUGGAUGCUCAAUACCGGACUGCUGUCGCUGCCAUGAUUCAUGACCUCUCGUCCACUGCGCAAUUCAUCACGACAACGUUCAGGCCAGAGAUGCUUGUCACCGCCGACAAGUUCUACGGCGUGCUGUUCAACAACCAGAAAGUCAGCUCGAUCCGCAACAUUACUCGGGAAGAGGCUAUGGAGUUCGUCGAUCAGGAGGCGCAAGCACAGUGAUACCGUUCUCGUUGUGUUGUAUGUAUGAUAUGCUUUCGGCGUUGCUGUCGAAUGUACCGUUAUGUUCUGUUUUUGCACUGUAGCUGUAGUCACGAGAUUUUUCCCGUCCUAUCAUUAUGUGUCGCUGUACCUUCAGUAAAUCAUUGUAUUUGUCGAGCGA